Molecule: messenger RNA, 4901 nt
Organism: Mirounga angustirostris (Northern elephant seal)
Lineage: Eukaryota; Metazoa; Chordata; Mammalia; Carnivora; Phocidae
Gene: PCDH11X
Product: protocadherin 11 X-linked
Exons: 6
Coding region: 565-3897 (1110 amino acids)
Biological process (GO): cell-cell junction assembly; cell morphogenesis; adherens junction organization
Cellular component (GO): plasma membrane; adherens junction; catenin complex
Molecular function (GO): calcium ion binding; cadherin binding
Source: RefSeq, a predicted model, not a curated record
CAGACAGUGGGGACCAGAGGGGGUUACCCAGCUGUAGGUAGCUGCUGCGCCAUCCCCUCCCAGUAGGCGGCCCGGACCCGGGUUUACUUCUCCCCUCACCCCCGCCCUCCAGUUACUCAACCCCCCUCCUUUCCCGCUUCUUCCCCUCUAUCUAGUCCCUCCCCCUCGCCUUUGAAAAGGGCUGGCUCGGCACCGGCUCCAUGCAGUAGAUGAACCGUCAGGGUAGGAGGAUCUGCGAGCCCGCUCGAGCCAGAGCUACACGCAGCGGCCCGCGUGGCAAAGCAGAAAGCAAGCUAACUGAAUGCGCCGAGUGACAUUAGCAGCGGCGACACAGGCCGCCCAGGCAGCCCCGGCGUCCUGAACAGCCUCAGAGGCAGCCUCCACGACUCCAGCUGCUUCAGGGACUGUGAGCUGUGGCGGUUGAGCGCGCUACAGCAAUUGCAGUCUCGGUGGAGCUAGCGAAAGCCUUUUCUCUUUUUUACUUACCAUCUCAUUCUGCUGUAGAGGCUUCGUUCACUGGUUUUCUGUGGGUUGAUACAGAGAAUCAUCACAAUUGUGCCUGGUAUGGACUUGUUGUCUGGGACGUAUAUAUUUGCGGUCCUUUUAGCAUGUGUCGUAUUUCAGUCUGGCGCCCAGGAGAAAAACUACACCGUCCGAGAAGAAAUGCCAGAAAACGUUCUGAUAGGCGACUUGCUGAAAGACCUCAACUUGUCACUGAUUCCAGACAAGUCCUUAACAUCUCCUAUGCAGUUUAAGCUAGUGUACAAGACUGGUGAUGUGCCACUGAUUCGAAUUGAAGAAGGUACUGGUGAGAUCUUCACUGCUGGAACUCGCAUUGAUCGUGAGAAAUUGUGUGCUGGUAUCCUGGUGGAAACCCGUUGCUUUUAUGAAGUGGAGGUUGCUGUUUUGCCAGAUGAAAUAUUUAGACUGGUUAAGAUACGUUUUCUGAUAGAAGACGUAAAUGAUAAUGCGCCAUUAUUCCCAGCAACAGUUAUCAACAUAUCAAUUCCGGAGAAUUCGGCUAUAAACUCUCGAUAUGCUCUCCCAGCAGCCAUUGAUCCUGACAUAGGAAUAAACGGAGUUCAAAACUACCAGUUAAUUAAGGGUCAAAGUAUUUUUGGACUUGAUGUCAUUGAAACACCAGAAGGGGACAAGAUGCCACAACUGAUUGUUCAAAAGGAGUUAGAUAGGGAAGAGAAGGAUACAUAUAUAAUGAAAGUAAAGGUUGAAGAUGGUGGCUUUCCUCAACGAUCCAGUACUGCUAUUUUGCAAAUAAGUGUUGCUGACACAAAUGACAACAGCCCAGUCUUCAAGGAGGAUGGGAUUGAAGUUAAUAUACCAGAAAAUGCUCCUGUAGGUACUUCAGUGACACAACUCCAUGCAACAGAUGCCGACAUAGGUGAAAAUGCCAAGAUUCACUUCUAUUUCAGCAAUCUAGUCUCCAACAUCGCCAAGAGGCUAUUUCACCUCAACACCACCACUGGACUUAUCACAGUCAAACAACCACUGGAUAGGGAGGAAUCAUCAAACCACAGGUUACUGGUUUUGGCAAGUGAUGGUGGAUUGAUGCCAGCAAGAGCAAUGGUUCUAGUAAAUGUUACAGAUAUCAAUGAUAAUGCCCCAUCAAUUGACAUAAGAUACAUCAUUAAUCCAAUCAAUGGCACUGUGGUUCUUUCAGAAAAUGCUCCCCUCAACACCAAAAUUGCUCUCAUAACUGUGACAGAUAAAGAUGCUGACCACAAUGGCAUGGUGACAUGCUUCACAGAUCAUGAAGUCCCUUUCAGAUUAAGGCCAGUAUUCAGUAAUCAGUUCCUCUUGGAGACUGCUGCAUAUCUUGACUAUGAGUCCACAAGAGAAUAUGCCAUUAAAUUACUAGCUGCAGAUGCUGGCAAACCUCCUUUGAAUCAAUCAUCCAUGCUCCUUGUCAAAGUGAAAGAUGAAAAUGACAAUGCUCCUGUUUUCACCCAGCCUUUCAUAAGUCUUUCUCUUCCUGAGAAUAACUCUCCUGGCACCAAGUUGACAAAAAUAAGUGCAACGGAUGCGGACAGUGGGCACAGUGCUGAGAUCAAUUAUCUGCUAGGUGUUGAUGCUCCAUCUGAAUUUAACCUAGAUAAUCAUACAGGCAUUCUGACUGCAGUGAAGAAACUGGAUAGAGAAAAACGGGAAAAAUAUUCCUUCACAGUUCUGGCAAAAGAUAAUGGGAUGCCAUCCUUAAUAACCAAUGCCACAGUUUUAGUGACCAUUCUUGAUCAGAAUGACAACAGUCCAAUUUUUACUCACAGUGAGUACAACUUCUAUGUUCCAGAAAACCUUCCAAGACAUGGCACAGUAGGACUGAUCACUGUAACUGAUCCGGAUUAUGGAGAAAACUCUGCAGUCACUCUCUCCAUUUUAAAUGUGAAUGAUGACUUCACCAUUGAUCCACAGACUGGUGUUAUCCAACCAAAUAUUUCAUUUGACAGAGAAAAACAAGAAUCUUAUACUUUCUAUGUAAAGGCUGAGGAUGGUGGUAAGGUAUCACAUUCUUCAACUGCCAAAGUGACGAUAAAUGUGGUUGAUGUCAAUGACAACAAACCAGUUUUCAUUGUCCCUUCUUCCAAUAACUCCUAUGAAUUGGUUCUACCAUCCACUAAUCCAGGCACAGUGGUCUUCACGGUACUUGCUGUUGACAAUGACACUGGCAUGAAUGCAGAGCUUCAUUACAGCAUUGUAGGAGGAAACACAAGAAGUUUGUUUAUAAUUGACCAAACAACAGGCAACAUCACACUAACAGAGAAAUGUGUCGUUACAGACCUUGGUUUACACAGAUUGAUAGUUAAAGCUAAGGACUUAGGACAACCUGAAUCUCUCUUCAAUGUUGUUAUUGUUAAUCUAUUUGUGAAUGAGUCAGUGACCAAUGCUACAUGGAUUCAUGAACUGGUGCACAAAAACAUUGAAACACCAGUGACCCCAAAUAUUGAGACAACUGAUGCAUUCUCACCCACCAGUGACUAUGUCAAGAUCAUGGUUGCUAUUAUUGCUGGCACCAUAACUGUCAUCCUUGUUAUCUUCAUUACUGCUGUAGCAAGAUGCCAUCAAUUGCCACACAUUACGGCUGCUCAGAAAAACAAGCAGAAUUCUGAAUGGGUUACUCCAAACCCAGAAAACAGGCAGAUGAUAAUGAUGAUGAUGAUGAAGAAGAAGAAAAAGAAGAAGAAGAGGAAGAAGAAGCAUGCCCCUAAAAACUUGCUGCUUAACUUUGUCACUAUUGAAGAAACUAAGGCAGAUGAUGUUGACAAUGAUGGAAACAGUGUCACACUAGACCUUCCCAUUGAACUAGAAGAACAAACCAUGGGCAAGUACAACUGGGGCACUAUACCUACAACAUUCAAGCCUGACAGCCCUGAUUUAGCCAGGCACUACAAAUCUGCCUCUCCACAGCCUGCCUUCCAUAUCCAGCCUGAAACUCCCCUGAAUUCAAAGCACCACAUCAUCCAGGAACUGCCACUUGAUAACACCUUUGUGGCCUGUGAUUCCAUCUCUAAGUGUUCCUCCAGCAGUUCUGAUCCUUACAAUGUUUCUGAGUGCAGCUAUUCAGUGACAACUUUCAAAACUCCUGUGUCUGUACACACUAGACUGCCAAUGACGGAGGUUGUACGAUCUCACACCCCAAUGAAAGAGUCAACAACUGUGGAGAUCUGGAUUCAUCCCCAACCACAGUCCCAGCGGCAUGUCACAUUUCACCUACCAGAAGGAUCUCAGGAAAACAGCAGUGAUGGUGGACUGGGAGACCAUGAUGUGGGGAUUCCCAGCACAUCCCAUGCCCUGCCCCUUGGCUAUCCUCAGGAGCAGUACUUUGAUCAUACUGCACCCAAUAACCGCACUGAAGGGGAUGGCAACUCUGAUCCUGAAUCCUAGAAAGAGGGCCAGAGAGCAAAAGCAGGGGGAAUGACAGAGGGAGAAGAAAAAGCAGAGUCCUGGCUGAGCAGGGAGUCUGAUGCAGAGCUCGAUCCCAGGACGCUGGGAUCAUGACCCCAGCUGAAGGCAGAUGCUUAACUGAUUGAGCCACCCAGGUGCCCCAAUUUGUUUUCUUAUAUUUGUUUUCAAGUGUACUUUCCUUUUUUGGGACAUGUUUUAAUUCAAGACUGAGUUUCAGGUAUAUUAAUUACAUUUUCUGUUUUCAUUGAGGUUUAUCGUUUGAGCAGUAGAAUGUCAACUGCUUUGUUUACCUGCAGUCAUUUGUCUGCUUUCCACAGUAAUGCUCAGCUACCCAAGCUAAUUUUUGACAUAACCUUACAUUGUUUUAUUAGACAACCCUUACCUUUCUGGCUCUCAGAUAACUCUCAAGGAUCUGUUCUUGAGCUAGUUUCCUAUACCUAUUGUUAGUACUAAAUAAUCAGUUGUAAUUUAGGAAUUCAUUACUUUAGACUUGAGUUGUUGAAUUUGAAUCAGGAACUCUUUAGGGAUGAAUGUGAGAGGUGGGGAAGCAGGGUGACGUAGAAGUUCCUAAAGAGACUAGAAAAAUGGAUUACAUCUCAGUCAAAUUAAUCGCCUCACCUAUCUUCAUCUGAGUACUUAGUUAAUAAGUGUUUGUGAACAUAAAACAUAAUUCAUUCUUAUGCAUGAUAGAUAUGGAACUUUUCAUGUCAAUUAGAGAAAAUAAUGUCUUUUCAUACUUUUUCUUUUCAUGGCCAGAAGUUAAUGAAAAUGCAUGUAUAACUUUCCAAAUGACAAACUUAUUCCACAGGCCAUAAUAUUAAUCCCUUUAUGUUAAUCUAAUAGCUCCCUAAAUUCUCAGACUGAAGGAUAAAAUCAAAAUGCAGUUUUGUUAGUUUUGUGUUAGAUUACUAACAGUAGAUGCUAGAAUGGCAUAGAACAAUAUUUGUGAAAGGAAUUAAGUUUUAUUAGAGCAUUUGGAUAUU